UCGAACACGCGCGCGAACCCGUGAAGGAGAAAAUUAAGAGAGAGAAAGGAUAUACAAGCAAGAGAGAAGCGACGCCGGAUCGACAAACUAGCGUUUUCCUCGAGGAAGUGAGUGAGCGACAGCGUUUGCGUAGAUGAUAGAUAAUGAAGUCAAGACAUUAAGCAUCGCACUAACCAACGCAGAAUCGGAAAAAUCUAGACGAUGGCCGGAAAAAUAGUAGCCUACAACGUUUGCAUUGAUAUCCUCUUAUUAUUUUCUACAGUCGUAUUAUGUCCUGUAAAAGCAGCUCAAGAUUAUGGUAGAAACUUGUCAAGAGUACCAACACGACCUAAUUUCGAUCCUUCAAUAGCUCAUCAUGGAAGAAAUAUAUCACGUAUACCAGUGCGAGAGAUUAUCCAGAGAGGAGACAUUACAGGCACCGAUGGCCCAAGUUUCAGGCCUGAGUGGUCAUGGCUGAACGUUCUACGAUCGAGAGGUCCACAUGUGAAAAGGGUUCACCCAUGCGAACAGGGCUCGUGCUAUCCGGCUACAGGAAACCUGUUGAUCGGACGAAGUAAGCAACUUCACGCAUCCUCAACCUGCGGUUUAAAUGGACCCGAGAGGUACUGCAUCGUGUCUCAUCUUAAGGACAGGAAAAAGUGUUUCUUUUGUGAUGCUUCAAACCCGAGACAGCAACACAAUAUCGAAAACAUUGUUAGCGGAACACCCCAUAGAACCUGGUGGCAAGCGGAAAAUGGCAUGGAGAAUGUGACGAUUACGUUCAAUCUAGAGGCCGAAUUCCACUUCACCCAUAUCAUCAUCCACUUCCAGACGUUCCGACCAGCGGCUAUGCUCAUCGAGCGUUCUUACGAUUUUGGACACACGUGGCAAGUCUACCGAUACUUUGCACAUGACUGCGCCGGUUCUUUCCCAGGAGUACCAACGCAUCAGCCUCAAAAGCUGACUGAUGUCAUUUGCGACUCACGUUACUCCAACGUUGAACCCUCUGCCGACGGCGAGAUCAUCUUUAGAGUGCUACCGAGUAACCUGCCAAUCGAGAACCCGUACUCAAAGGAGGUGCAGAACCUUCUGAAGAUGACGAAUUUCCGAAUAAACUUUACGCGUCUACACACCCUAGGCGAUGAUCUUCUCGACAAUCGUCCAGAGAUCCGAGAGAAGUACUACUACAGCAUCAAGGACAUGGUAAUAAGAGGCUCGUGCUCGUGCUACGGGCAUGCUUCGCGUUGUCUACCCUUGGAUGGCGUCGCCAACGAGGAGGAUAUGGUACACGGACGCUGCGAGUGUACUCACAACACGAAGGGCCGCAAUUGCGAGAAAUGCAAGGACUUUGACAAUGACCUGCCGUGGAAACCAGCUGUCGGCAAGCAGACCAAUGCCUGUCGUAGCUGUAAUUGUAACAACCAUACCACUAGCUGCCACUUUGAUGAGGCCGUGUAUGAGAGGAGUGGACGUGUAUCUGGUGGCGUCUGUGAUGACUGUCAACACAACACCAGAGGACAGAACUGCGAACUUUGUAAACCGUUCUUCUAUCACGAUCCUACCAAGGACAUCUCUAAUCCCGAAGCCUGCCAACCAUGUGAUUGUGACCCACGAGGAUCACUAGAUGAUGGAAUUUGUGACUCUCGUACCGAUCAACUUAGUGGAGACGAAUCCGGACGUUGUCAUUGUAAAACAAACGUAGAAGGCAGACGAUGCGACCAUUGUAAAAAUGGCUUCUGGAACUUUACUGAACACAAUUCUGAAGGAUGUCAAGCAUGUACCUGCAAUACUCUUGGCACAAUCAAUAAUCAAGGCUGCAAUAUGGUUAGUGGUGAAUGUACUUGUAAACGCUACGUGGUCGGACGUGACUGCAACCAGUGUCUGCCCGAAUACUGGGGAUUAUCCGACGAUCACGAAGGUUGCAAGCCUUGCGAAUGUGACCUUGGUGGUUCCUACAAUAACAGUUGCAACAUCGAAACGGGUCAAUGUUACUGUAGACCACAUGUAAGCGGUCGUACGUGCAAUCAUCCAGAACAAAACUAUUACACUGGAUCCAUAGAUUAUCUGAUCUACGAGGGUGAAAGUGCUAUAGGAACCGAUAAUUGUCAAGUGGUCAUUCGCGAGCCAUAUCGUGAUGGUCGCAACAAUACUUGGACAGGGCUGGGCUUUAUGCAAGUGAUCGAGGGCUCAAUAUUAAAUUUUACGAUAAACGACGUAUAUCGCACGAUGUGGUACGAUGUAAUUAUACGGUACGAGCCAAAGCACGCGGGCAACUGGGAUGAUGCGGAAAUCAUCAUCGAGCGCAACGGACCUGUCGAUCCUGAUGGGCCCUGCGCUGACUGGCAACCCGAGCAUGAUCGACUCUGGGUGCAGCUGCCGACGAAUCAACGCAGCUCGAUGGCAACACCACCGAUCUGCUUGGAAGCUGGCAAAACUUAUACGGUGCUGCUAGAGUUAAGGAAGUUCGCCGGUCCGAAUGACUCGCCUACAGCUUCUAUUCUUAUUGACUCGGUUAUUCUUAGUCCAAGAAUUGAUUCAAUACCGUUCUUUACUGGCGGUCCAGGAGAAAUUCGUCGACAGGAAUAUGAAAGAUUCCGUUGCAAAGAUUAUCACAACAAUGUUUAUGAUUAUUACAGCAGUUAUGAAAAUAGAACUGAAGUAUGCAGCAAAUACCAAAAUAGCAUAGGUCUUUACGUUUUUGAUGGAGCGCAUUUUUGCGAGUGUAAUCCAACUGGGUCGCACAGUUUGAUCUGUCAGAAUUAUGGUGGUAACUGCAUUUGCAAGUCAAAUGUAGUGGGUCGCAGAUGUGACAAGUGUGCCCCGGGUACAUACGGUUUCGGGCCCGAAGGAUGUGUGCCCUGUGACUGCGAUGGCGUCGGGGCCCUUGAUAACUUUUGCGACGUCGAUACUGGCAGGUGUAAGUGCCGGCCGAACACUUAUAGCAGAACCUGCGGGCAGUGCGAGCCCGGAUUCUGGAACUUCCCUCAUUGCCGCAGAUGCGAAUGUAAUGGACACGCAGAUAACUGCGAUUCCACGACUGGUGCUUGCAUCAACUGUAGAGACUCUACAACGGGACACAACUGUGACCAGUGCAUCGAAGCGUACUACGGCGAUCCUAGGAUCGGUGUUGACAUCAACUGCCGCCCUUGUCCUUGUCCUGGAACGCUAGAAAGCAGUCAUGCAUACGCAGACAGCUGCUCUCUAGAUCCAGUGACUCAAGAUGUAAUAUGCGAGUGCUAUCAAGGCUAUGCGGGUCCACGUUGCGAAACUUGCGGUGACAAUUACUACGGAAAUCCGGAAACUCCGGGUGGCAAGUGCGAAGCUUGUGAAUGCAAUAACAAUACCGAUCCAAUGAGGCUAGGGAAUUGUGACCCCCAGACGGGAAAGUGCCUCCAAUGUCUUUUCAAUACCGACGGUUUCAACUGUCAGGUGUGUAAACCCGACUUCUAUGGGGAUGCACUCCAGCAAAAUUGCCAGUCAUGCCAGUGCAACAUCCUUGGUACAGAUGCACGUGCUGGACCCUGCGAUCAUCGUACCGGACAAUGUCCUUGCUUGUCUCAUGUCAUCGGCCAGGUCUGUGAUACUUGUGAAGAGAACCACUGGAGGAUCGCCAGCGGAGAGGGUUGUGAUCCAUGUGAAUGCGACGUCGUUGGCAGCGUAUCCGACAGAUGCAAUCCGUACGACGGCACGUGCGAGUGCAAACCGGGCUUCGGGGGUCGACGCUGCAACGAGUGCCAGGCAAAUUAUUGGGGUAAUCCGAAUGUACAGUGCUUCCCGUGCGAGUGCGACGAUAUCGGUUCAUCCAGCCAGCAAUGCGAUCGAGAAACCGGUGUCUGUGUUUGCCACGAGGGCAUUGGGGGCGAAAAAUGCGACCAAUGCGACCGUAGCUAUAUCGGUGUGGCACCGAGCUGUUCGCCUUGCGGCGAAUGUUUUGAUAACUGGGAUGCGAUCCUUGAGGGGUUGAGGAAAAAGUCACUACUAGUUAUCGAUGAAGCAUCCAAUAUACAGAAAAUCGGGACUACUGGUAUUUACAGCCAAGAAUUUGACGACAUUGAGAGCUCUAUCGCACAGGUUAAUGUAGUAAUUGACAGUUCAUCGGUAAAAAACCAAGAUUUGGAAGAUCUCAACCGUAUGUCAAUGAACCUUGAGAAAGACAUAGACUCGUACAAUAAUAUUUUAGAAGAGUUGGACAGUCAGUUGGAGAACGUAACGCAACGUGUAACCCUAGCAGACGCAGCACUCAAAAGGCUGAAAAACAGAACCGACAUCCUUCACGAAGGUGCGUCGGACCUACGAGAGAAUGCAAACAGACUCCAGGAGGCAAACGUCCAGGGUGCUCUGAAUGUCACCCAACAGAUGGCUGAUCAAUCGCGCCUCGCCGAAAAGAUGGCCGCGGAAACGAAUGGUGUUCUUCUUGACGCUGAACGGUACAAGAAAAAUACAGAAAAUCUAUUAGCUAAAAGCAGCGCCAACGUAGAAGAAAAUCGUCAGAAAAAUAAAGACUCUCUCAUCAAACUCAACGAGAAACUCGACUCCCUUGCAAUCAAUGUACCUGAACUUAAUCAGUUCAUGUGCGGCAGGAAUGUAUCCGACUGCAGUGACGUAUGUGGUGGAGCUGGUUGUGGAUUCUGCGGUGGACUUUCCUGCGACGCUGGAGCCAUGACCAAGGCUAGUCAGGCCCUCGACGUCGCUAAGCAACAGGCAACAAAGAUUAAGAACCACAAGGACGAAGCCGAACAACUACUGCGGAACAUGAUUCGUUUGAAGGAUAAUGCGUCGGGUGCGCGCGGUAAUGCUCAAGAGGCUUUCGACCUCGCAUCAACAGCACGAAACCAGUCAAACAAGCUUAUGAAUGAUCUAUUAGAUGUGAAUAAAAAGAUUUUAGAUCUCCUAAAGGCCGAGCAACCGACGCCUGCGGAGGUGCGUGAUUUGGCCAAAGAGGUUCUCAGCAAAAACAUUACACACACGCCCAAAGAAAUAAAAUACCUCGCAGACCAAAUCGCCACCAUCGUUGGCUCUCUCAACGACCCUGAGAAGAUUCUUCACGAGACAUUCUCCGAUCUGCAACUGGCCAGAGAUUUAAGGGAACAAGCCAACGAGUCAAAAAUCAUCGCCCAAGAGAAAGAGGCUCUUGUUGGUAAAGUCGUUAGGCUAUUACAAGAGACACAAACUUCCCAGGAGUUUGCGCGAGAGGCCAUUAGCAAAGCUGAAGCCCACAUCGAACUUUCACAGCGCGAUCUCGAUGAAAUAUCUCAGAUCACCAAAGAGGCAAAGAAGAAGGCCGAAGAUACAACUAACUCGGUUAUGGACUUAGAGAAAAGAUUACAGCAUCUGCAAGCGGAAUCCGUAAAGAAUGACUUUAUCAUCAAGCAGGAAAUCCAAUUUCAAUCCCAUAACAUAUCCGACGAAGCCAGAAAGGUUAAAGCCAAGGCUGAAAAACUGGGACAGGACUACAAACAGGUCGGUGAAUCCCUAAAUCAACGGGUUAACAAGAGCAAAGACGAUAUUCUCAGAGCUAAGGGACUUCUGCAGCGAGCCUCGGAACUCACAGCUGACACACAAAGUAAAUUCAAGGAUCUUGAAGGUAUGGAGAGUGUUUACAAAGACAACGAUAGGAUGCUGCGGGACCUUAUGGAGGAAGUCGACAGUCUGAAUGACGAGAUGGAUAAGCAACUCGCCGAAUUUGAGAACAAAGCUCAAUUGUAUAGGCAGUGUUCGUAAAUUACUUUAUCUGAAAUGAAACGAAUACUCGUCUUUGAUCUUCUGCGAUAAACUAUUUCGAAUUAUCUAAUUGAAAUAUCUUCGUAAAUUUUUAAAAUUUCCUAUAGUGACAUUGCUUACUUUUUUAAUGACAUUGAAAGUAUAAUUACUUUU
Molecule: messenger RNA, 5853 nt
Organism: Ceratosolen solmsi marchali
Lineage: Eukaryota; Metazoa; Arthropoda; Insecta; Hymenoptera; Agaonidae
Gene: LanB1
Product: laminin subunit beta-1
Exons: 18
Coding region: 202-5700 (1832 amino acids)
Biological process (GO): cell migration; tissue development; animal organ morphogenesis
Cellular component (GO): laminin trimer
Source: RefSeq, a predicted model, not a curated record